This is a messenger RNA of Aphanomyces astaci, 413 nucleotides long. Its product is annotated as PHD finger-like domain-containing protein 5A. Gene Ontology annotation, biological process: mRNA splicing, via spliceosome. The record is from RefSeq and is a predicted model, not a curated record. Gene Ontology annotation, cellular component: U12-type spliceosomal complex; precatalytic spliceosome; catalytic step 2 spliceosome. Bases 36 to 368 code for a protein of 110 amino acids. The transcript has a single exon. Lineage: Eukaryota; Oomycota; Saprolegniomycetes; Saprolegniales; Verrucalvaceae.
CAACCUUCCAUCCACAGAAAGAACGAACUCGAACCAUGGCGAAGCAUCACCCCGAUUUGAUCAUGUGCCGCAAGCAACCAGGCAUUGCCAUCGGACGUCUAUGUGAGAAGGAUGAUGGGAAAUGCGUGAUCUGCGACUCGUACGUGAAGCCACAGACGUUGGUCCGCGUGUGCGACGAAUGCAACUACGGCACGUUCCAAGGCCGGUGUGUGAUCUGCGGCGGUCCUGGGAUUUCAGACGCAUACUAUUGUCGAGAAUGUACACAACUGGAGAAAGAUCGCGAUGGCUGCCCCAAGAUUGUGAACGUCGGAAGCUCCAAAACAGAUCUCUUCUAUGAAAGGAAGAAGUAUGGGUUCAAAAAGCGAUAGGUAUAGCCUUGUAUAACUCUGAAUUAGUUUGCAAGCAUGAUGUGA